This is a messenger RNA of Leopardus geoffroyi (Geoffroy's cat), 1668 nucleotides long. RefSeq names its product collagen alpha-1(I) chain-like. NCBI's taxonomy places the organism in Eukaryota, Metazoa, Chordata, Mammalia, Carnivora, Felidae. The transcript is spliced from 2 exons. Bases 474 to 1262 code for a protein of 262 amino acids. The record is from RefSeq and is a predicted model, not a curated record.
UGAGUUUGUUUCCACGUUAGGAGGGGGGCGACCGUCCUAUGAGGACAGAACCGGCCACACGUUGACAACCGUUACUCGCAUGUGCCUUUAACAAAGUGACGUAGCGAUGAACGUUCAACUCUCCCCUGUUGAGUUGUUUGGGUUAUGCACCGGAAGCGUUUUCCAACGACCGCCCUUGAGCGACAGCCACCCGAGUCGCUAUCCCCACGUGUUCUGCGUGAAAUCUUUCCGUGAAGGCCUUGGGCGCAGUGGGGACGCUGAGCGUGCGUGACCGACACAAGCCAGGACACAGGUAAGGACCCGGUUCUGGAGAAGGUCCUGCGCGCAGCCUUCCUGGCGAGCUUGGGCAGCUGCGACAGCGCAGGGGGGACCUGGGCCGGCGCCCUGCUCGCGGUCCCGGAUCAGGAAGCCUCUGGGCUGGCGGUGCUCUGCCCCGAGGCCAUCGAGGCCGGUCCCGGGACGCCCCAGCGGGGAUGCGGGGACGCGGGGACGCGGGGACACGGGAACACGGGGGACCCGGGACAUGGGGACCCGGGACCUCGGGGGCGCAGGGGCGCGCUCAGCGACCCGCCGGCCGCGCCACCUCCGGCCGCCGCGCCAGGACGGGGGCGGGACCCGCGGGGGACGUGGCGGCGCCACCCUUCCGGGGCCGGGCGGGGACACGCGCCACCGGGCCGGACGACGGGGGCGCUGAUCCGGAGACCCGGGGCCGCCUCCGCCCCGGCUGCGCCCCGCCCUGCGUCCCCGGGCCUGGCGAGGCCGAUCCGUCCCGGGGUCCUCAGCCCUGCGCGGCUGGGGCGCGGGAAGCGUGGCGGCGCAGGAGGAGCCGGGAGGCGGAGGGUCGGCCUGGGGAGCACGGUGCCCGGGGGUGGGGAGGGGGCCGCGACUCUGGUCCCCUCCCCACUCCAGCCUGCACAUCCGUCCGGGAGCGACCGGAGGGCCGAGUGCCCCGUGGGCGGCCUGGCCCCGAGGGGGCGCUCCUCGCAGGCUCCCCCCCUUUGGAAGCAGGGCCCACGGGCUCCACGGCGAAGGCCCCCUGCCCCUCGGUGAGCAGCUGGCGGAGGGGCCACCGCGGCCACGAACCAAACCGAAUGAGACGUUUGGCACAGCGGGUGUGCGGAGAUGAGCCCCGGGGCCAUCCUGCGGCCUCUUUGCUUCUCCCCUACUCGUGGUUCCGGAAGCGCACACGUGGUCAGACACUGGGUGUUGGACCCCUUGAGAUGCUCCCAGUAGGAAGCAAGGGUGACCGCUUCUCCACCUGACCUUGUCACCAAUGCCCGGCUCCCAGGCAGUGACCCUGGACGGAGAGCCCAGCAUCAGGAAGAAAUGCCACAGGAAACACCCCUGGUGCCAGGGGGCUCCCUGGAGGGACAGCCCUUCUCCUGGCCUCUUGUCAUAGAGGCAGAAGUCAGGGAGAUGGCCAUGGGGGACACGUGUGGGCAGUGUCCAGGUGUGGUCCUGUGCCUGAUGUCCGUGGGGCAGCUUGUCAUGGGGGGGGACCUUCUCCAGCGGCCUCACCCCCUGCGUGGCCAGCAGCUGUGGGCCAGCAGGACAGACCGAAAUCUAAAUACAGACUGAAAUCCCCACCAGUCUGUCGCCCUGACCCUGGUGACUCCAGGACUCUGAAAAAGCCAGUAUUUGUAUUUAGUAUCAUGUUUGCUUUCCACA